AGUUCUUAUUGCUAUGUGUGUGUGUGUGUGUUUAUAGCCACCUCAUGUGAAGCGUCCAAAAAAAUUUAAGUUUAAAUGAAACUGAAUUAGAGGUGUUGACGACAUAUUUUGUAUUUUGAUCAUGAGUUUUUUUGUUAAGUUGAGGGCACGUGCUGCCUGAGAAGUGAGGAAACCCUCAGCGUUUUUUUCUAUUACUACAGACUGCUUAUAUUUAGUAAAUAAACAGCUAUGGAUGAUCUUCAGCUCCAUAUUCCAGAGGCAGGUAACGAUGACACUUCGGAUGAUGAAGGAAAUCAGUCGACAAUGAAACGGCCGAGUUUUCUGCACGUCUCUCCCUCUAAAAAGCGUUGCACAGAAAGCGGAUUUCAUAAAAGUACAAGAUGGUGUCUUCAUGCCAUUAGAGACGCCGUCCUGCAUCAUCGCUGGCAGGAAGCUGCAGGAUAUUUAGAUGUUUACACUCAAACACUGGAAGACACCACAACCAGCAAGCAGUCAGUGGCCUGUGAGAUUAUUUGGAGACUUGGCACUGAAGUCCUCCAGCAUCAUCCGCACAAAGAUCAGGAACAUUUUACUGUUUUGUACGAACGCAUGAAAAACACCGGAGUGAAAAAUUUUGCUAAGGUCUGUCUGGAGCACGCCUUCCACCUCCUGUUAGAUGGACACAUUCACAAGGCCAAGCAGCAGCUAUCGGUGGCCACGAGCUGGAGGUACGGCCAGCAGUCCACCAGUCAGUCUCUAGAGUUAAAACUCAUCCACGCCUACUGCGGCUUUCUGGAUUAUUUGGUCUGGUCUCAGAAAAGGUCAUCCCUGUCUGAUACAGAGGAUUGUGUAAAUAAUCGUGAGUUGCACACCUACUUCAGACAAGCCUCCGUGACCCUGCAGGAGCUCAUUAAACAGCCGGGAGUGUGGGAUCCUUUCGUUUGGGCUUGUGUUGAUAUGUUUGAAUUCUACAACGCCGAAGAAGAAGUUCUACAGUUACUUCAAAACUACGCCAAUAACAAGGAUUAUCCCUCAAACCCCAACGCACACGUUUACUUAUACGAGCAUCAGAAAAGACACAAAGCUUCAACAGACCAACUUCUUCAAACCCUGAAGGGUCUGCACUUACUGGUUCCCAGUCACGAGCUGAUGCUGGAAUAUUGCUCUCUGUUGAUUAAAUCAGGAGAGCAGCAGGAUCUACAGCACGCUCUUAGUGUUGCUAUGAAUCUUCUAGAAUACACCAGCUGGAAGACUGACAUGAAGGCCUGGACGUGUCUGCUGGAGGUACUCAAAUGCCUCAAAAAUAAGCGUCUCAAGAUUUUUAUAAUAGAAGAGCAGAAAGCAAGAAGAGAGCUCUGGAUGAAGAUGCAUUUUAAAGCCUUCCACAACAGGAAGGAUUCUAAAGAGAGCGCAGUACUUGUGCAUGUCAAAACCAAAGCAGCAAAACUCCUGGGGAUGUACAGCAGACGUUACAAGGAGGUGUACAAUCCAGAAGAGAAGAAGCUCAUUCAGAAGAAGAAAAAAGAAAAAAGUAAAAAAACAUGAUGUUUUGAAUAUUCUGAAGUUUCCCUGCAGGAAAAAUCUCAUCCAGAUAAAUAUUACACCAUUUGCUUUUUUACUGAUUUGGUCUGCUGUAUCUGGACACUGGGGUGUUUUUUUUUUAAAUUUCAAAUCAUUUCACCAAAAAAAGAAAAAUGUGAAUAGUUUACUGAAUGGAAUAAAGAGUAUAUUUUAUGAGAUGUACUGAAUUUGUCCUGAAUUAAUUAUAUGUUCUGAUGAAGUAUUUCAGAAGGAAAAUGGUAAUUAAUAAAAAAAAAAAAGAAAGAAAGAAAGAAGAAGAAAAAUGUAUAAUUUACUGAUGCUCAUGAGGGCAACAGGAAACAAUAAAAGCUUUGGUGGGGGCGUUAACUUUUAAACAGAAUUGUUGUAAUUUUUUACUAUUUUGACUUCUGGAAAACAUCUUAUAUAGAUAUCUUAAGUAGCUUCUGAAGUGCAGUACUGAAAUGAAAAAAAAGAAAGAAAAAAAAAAGGAUAA
This is a messenger RNA of Hemibagrus wyckioides, 2014 nucleotides long. It is a transcript of the gene taf1a, whose product is annotated as TATA box binding protein (TBP)-associated factor, RNA polymerase I, A. The coding region runs from base 229 to 1524 and encodes 431 amino acids. The record is from RefSeq and is a predicted model, not a curated record. Lineage: Eukaryota; Metazoa; Chordata; Actinopteri; Siluriformes; Bagridae. Gene Ontology annotation, cellular component: RNA polymerase I transcription regulator complex. Gene Ontology annotation, biological process: transcription by RNA polymerase I. The transcript is spliced from 10 exons.